CAUCUGGUGUAGGCACUUGGCUAAAUUUCAAGUUUGAGAAGGAGUGUGUAAGCAGAUCUAGGUAAGUAACUUCAGUGCCUCUCAUGCUCCUAUCACUCUCGCCUCUCAUGGAGCAUGAGUCAAGACUGACUGUAUGGCAACUGUGCAUAUAACACUGAAACCUAAGCACACAAAAACACUGCACCUUCCCCCCUUUUAUGCCCUCCCAUGUUCCCACUUUACAUCUGUUUCAUACAAACCGACUGAUUCAGUCGGACUCAAACAACACUGGUGCCAAAUCUGGAGACCACCAUCGGCCCCUUCAUGAGCUGCCAGUCCUUCCUCCCUAUCUUGCAUCACCGAGCCGAGGCAGAAUGCCUCACCUCGACACCGCGGUCAACUGACUCUCCAGAGAGGUGUGAGGAACAUGAAUUGAGCCUGUCCAUGUUCUGUUUGGAUGACCUGGAGCCUUUAUGUGAACAAUGUGCAGCUGUGAGCCCCGCAGGACACAGGGUUUACCUCCUGACUGAGGCUGCAACUGACUGCAAGGAGGAGCUAAGAACAUCACUAAAUCGAUUGAAGAAGAAGAUGAUGUCCUUUGAGGUAGUCACACAGACCUGCCAACAUGCGUCCAGAUAUAACCAGGCUGAGGCCAAAGUGACAGAAGAGCACAUAAAAAAGGAUUUUGAGAGUCUUCCCCAGUUUCUGAAAGAGGAGGAAGCAGCCAGGCUGAUAAAAUCUUUGGCAGAAAAGAUCCAACUGGUUGAAGAGGAGCUGGAUGCAGGUGGAGAUGGGGUUGGAUUUUUAGAGCACUACCAAGACACGAUGAGUAGCACAUGUCACAAGGAGCAACAAGUUUGCAGACGUCUAAUAGAUGUAGCCAAACACCUGGGUAACCUCCAGUAUACCGAGUGGGAGAAGAUGAAACACAUGGCCCCGCACACUCCGGUGACCCUGGACCCCAGGACAGCUUGUCAGUCUCUGAGGGUGUCUCCUGGGUUAAACAGCGUCCAUAUUACCCCUGGACCCUCACAGGUGCUGGAACACAGUCUGGAUCUUGCUGUCCCUGUCCCAGCUAUUCCAGAACGUUUCCACCCUUGUCCCCGCAUCCUUGCGAGAGAGGGUUUUAAAUCAGGACUGCACUGUUGGGAUAUUGAGGUUGGUGCCACCAACAAUUGGACAAUCGGUGUGGCUGCUCAGUCAGUGUCCAGAAAGGCAGAGUUUGAGGUCCGUCCAGAGGCAGGACUCUGGUGCAUCAGCCUGCGAGAAGGCCAGUACCGAGCCCUGACCGCUCCCCCUCAGACACUUAACUCGCACCAGCUCAGCAGGGUCCGUGUGAGGCUGGACUGGGAUGAAGGGACCCUUGAUUUCAUGAACGCUGAUUCUGAAACAAAUCUUUUCAUGCUUAAACUUCGCUUUACCGAAAAGAUGUACCCAUUCUUUGAAAGCACUUCGUCGUGUGGGGGCUUUGCUGUGUUGGCAAAGUGAGUGAACAUCAGUGUGGAGGCAGAUUAUGUCCCCGUGGAGGACACUGCUAUCACUGCGGAGGAUCAGGUAAUGAAAAGUGAACCUUGCACUCAGGGAGAUAUUAAUGCUUCGUCAACCAAAACCAACAGCAAGAUAUCAGACUGCGAACAUCUGACAGAAUACCAAAAAAAUGCAGAUUUGUUCUACAAGAGAGGAGGAGAAAACAAUACCUCAGAGAUGCACCGCAAAGGAUGAGCUCAUUAAAACAUCCGCUGGAAAGGAAACAACAAAAGACAACAAAAUUGCUGCCAAACAGAACAGGAAGCCAAGGCUCAAUGUGACCUACCAUGUUUCACUGAACAGAGCUCAUCAACAAUGAACGUAAACAUGACAAACAAAUCAUAAUGUUGUGUUUAGUCCUAUGAGCAAAUACUUAGCAUACUACCACACUGAACUAAGAUGGGGAACAUGGUGACGUUUGGCUUAAAGCACUGAAAACAACCGCUGUGCCCAAGUAGCCUAUAGCCGCUAGACUCUAGAGUCUUGUUCUAAUACUAAUAAUUGAUGAGAAUUGGAUUUUGUUUAAAGGAGUGUGAUAUUUGUUGUGUGCUUAUCAGUAUUUAAAUCCUCUGGAAUUGUAUUAUACCCCAACAACAAAGGCUAGUAACGUGAGUUUUACUUGAAAUUGAGAGCUGAGUUUUAGCUCCUUUUCUUCUGUUUUGUUUCUUUUCUUUAGAUGUUGAAUGUAAAACUCUUCAUAUUCUAUUUUGUUCAAAUUCAAUGCAAGAAAAAGAUGAAUUCAAUUUGUUAAAUAAAAAUAAUUUUAGUUCAUUGCAAA
Messenger RNA from Etheostoma cragini (Arkansas darter), 2284 nucleotides. RefSeq names its product zinc-binding protein A33-like. Lineage: Eukaryota; Metazoa; Chordata; Actinopteri; Perciformes; Percidae. The transcript is spliced from 7 exons. Gene Ontology annotation, molecular function: protein binding; zinc ion binding. Bases 304 to 1467 code for a protein of 387 amino acids. The record is from RefSeq and is a predicted model, not a curated record.